AUGCAGCUUAGUGGCAUGAAGAAAAAUGAUAAAAAGAGACAGUUGAUGGAGAAGUUCAUCAGAGAAUAUAGGAAUGCAUUGAAUCAGAAGAAACUGUCAUCUACGGUUGUGACUGGUGAGACAUGCUUCCCACUUCUUAGACUUCUACUCCCUCAAAUGGAUAAGGAAAGAGGUGCUUAUGGGCUGAAAGAAACAAAGUUGGCAAAAUUAUACAUUCGCAUUCUUGGGCUCAAUAAAGAAAGCAGAGAUGCUCAGAAAUUGCUCAACUAUCGCAGUCCAACUAGUGGGUCCAUCAGUGUGGGUGACUUUGCUGAGGUUGUAUACUUCGUGCUUCAACCAAGAUGUCCUACAUCAGGAAAAAUGUCAAUCCUGGAUGUGAAUAAGAAAUUAGAUUUAAUAGCUGAGAAUAAUGCAUCACACAAUGUGAAGGAUAUGGAUAGAGAUUUUGUUGACAUGAUUCAUCAGAUGUCUGCCCUUGAACAGAAGUGGUUGAUACGAAUCAUCAUGAAGGAUAUGAAGUUGGGUCUUGGAACCAAUGCCCUUUUCAGCAUCUUCCACCCUGAUGCAAAGGACUUCUAUGAUGUAAAUAACAGCUUGGAAAAAGUAUGCUCAACUCUUCAUGAUCCAAAUGUGAGACUUCAUGAAAUUGAGGUCUCCCUUAUGUCUCCAUUCCGACCUAUGCUUGCAGAUAGGAUGUCUGUAAAAACCAUGGAGAAGAAUCUCAACAGAUCUUUUUAUGUGGAGAACAAAUAUGAUGGGGAACGAAGUCAGCUACACAAGGAUGGAUCAAAAUUUAAGUACUUCUCACGAAAUGGUUUUGAUUUCACAACUAACUUUGGGUCUCAUAAUGGAGAAGGCUCCUUGUCUCCCUUCAUUGCUCACUGUUUCAAGUCCCAUGUGAAUACUUGUAUCAUUGAUGGAGAAAUGCUUUGUUACCACAAGAAGAGGAAGGUAUUUGUGACGAAGGGAGCAAACGUAGAUGUGAAAGGCAUAUCUCCAAAUGAUGAUGAACUGCAGCCAUGUCUGGUUGCAUUUGACAUUUUAUUCCUGAAUGGUGAUGUUCUUACAAACAGACCCUUGAAGGAUCGUGUCAGAAUCUUGGAAGAGGUUUUUAAUCCCUUGGAAGGCCGAUUGGUUUUAGCUUCAAGAAAGGAGAUAGCAUCAAGAGAGCAAAUUGCAGAAGCUUUGAAUGAAGCUAUUGACAAGGGAGAAGAAGGCAUUGUUUUAAAGGAUCUCUAUUCCAUUUACCAGCCCAAUGUCCGGAAAGGAGGAUGGUUGAAAUUGAAGGCUGAAUAUGUUGAUUCCUUGAGUGAUGAUGUGGAUCUUCUUAUAAUGGGAGGGUAUUAUGGAGAAGGGAGACGUAGAGGAAUUGUCAGCCAUUUCCUGUUAGGAGUUGCAAGUGGAGAAGGCCCAAAUAAAGUGAUUCAGUCUGUCUGUCGUGUUGGUUCUGGAUAUUCAAUGUUAGAACUUCAAGAGCUCCUGCAGAAAUUGGAGAAUCAUUGGCAGCAGGUCAGAAAAGAUAGGGGACCUCCUCCAUCUCUGCAAUGGACCAAGGAAGUUCCUGAUGUAUGGAUUUCUCCUUCAAAGUCUUUCAUACUUCAAGUCAAAGCUGCUGAAAUUAUUGAGUCUGAUGUAUAUAAAGUUGGCUUUACUCUCCGUUUCCCUAGGGUCCAGAAAGUGAGGUAUGAUAAAAAUUGGGAUGACUGCAUGACAGUAGAUGAAUUGGAGUCUUUACGAAAUCAGUCUUCAGGGAAACUGGCAAAGAGGCACUUUGAAUUUGCUGCUGAUCAAGAAAAGCCAAAGACAAGGGGACAGCAGUCUCUCCCACUUUUGGUGGCUCCUCAUUUCCAGGCUGCUGAUUUGGCUGGUGUUUCCAAAGAAUCCCAACUAUUGAAAGGCAUAGAAUUCUGCAUUGUGAAUGGAUUGGAUGAAGAAUAUGACAAACAGAAAUUGGAAAAGCUGAUUGCCAGCCACGAGGGGAAAAUAGUGCAAAAUCCUGGUCCAAACACAAAAUUUGUCAUUGCAGAGAGAGUGAAUGCUCGAGUUAAAAAUAUAAUACACGCAGGCAGACAUAAUGUUGUGAAAGCCACAUGGCUUUUGAACUGUGUGCAAGUUGAGAGACUGGUAGAUGCAACUCCUUUAGAUUUUUUGUACAUGAAUUCUGAAACUUCAGAAGUCCUCUUGAAGCAUUAUGAUCAAUUUGGUGAUCCAUAUUUUGUACAAGGGGAUAGUGAUGCUUUGGAGAGGAUACUGUCCCAUGUACCUGAAGCCAAAAGAUGCAAAGUACAUUUAGAAGACCUCAUGGACAUGGAUCAGUUGGGACUGUUUCAUUUCAUGGUCAUCUAUUUGGAUUUGUAUGUUCAAGUUGGGGAUCAAAACCAGCCUGUACCCCUCUUCUCACCCCUUCAUCGAUUAAGACUUCAGAUCCUUGCAAAUGAAGGUGAAGUUGCUAAUGAAAUGUCAGAUAUGAAGAAGAUCGAAGAGGAGGGAGGUGGAAAGCUCCUGACGGCUGUUACCACUGGUGCAGUACUCAGAUCACCCUUGUCUCGGUCUGGAGAUGAUGACCGUUCAUCUGUGUGUUCAGGAACUUUGGAAAGACACCCUUCCACUGGCAGCUUAGCUUCACAUUCAGGCUGUGAAGGGCAAGAUGUUCUGACUGGAAAGAUAGUGAGGGAAAGAAACAGCUUUGGAACUGCUGCUGCUUCCACUGAAGCCCAGCAAGCAGUGGAGAGACGACUUAAGAGGAGUGAAUGGCGAAAGGAGCUGGAGAAGAAGGAAAGAGAGCUGUUAGAGAAAGAGAAGGAAUGGACAGAGAAGGAGGUAGAAUUAAGAAUGAAGUUGACAGAAUUGGAAGAAAGUCACAAAGCAGCAAUGGGAUACAAAGAGAGACUUAUUCUGUGCCAAGAAGAGCUAGAUCAAUUGAAGGGAUUCAGGGAGCAAGAAGUUGCCAAGGUGAAGCACCUGCUGCUGGCACGAGAACAGGAAUUGGGUGAUUGUCGGAAGGAAUUGCAGGAGACUAGGCAGAAGCUGGAGGUGCAAGUCAAAGCUGUUACCAGCCUUCAGAAAGAGCUUGUAUCCCUGAAAGAUUCUGACUCAUCAUCUAAGAAAUCCCUUUUAGACCUACAAGACAAAUAUGACCAGUUACUGCAUUCAAUGGAGAUGCGGGAAUCACGCUUCAGACAGGAGCGAGAGGCCUUAGAACAUGAUCUCAGCUUUGCAAAAGAGGCAAUGAAUGAUCUGGAGAGGAGGCUUGCUGAAACAGACUUGGGAGGUGAUGAGCAUGUGCAGGCACUGUUGAAGGAGAGGGGUAUGCUGGAACUACGAUUGACAGAAACAAGGGAGGAGCUGAAGAGCAUUAAAGGCACAUGGAGUGAAAAGAUCCACAGUCUGGAAGGUCAAAUAGGACAUUUGAAUGCCAAAAUAGUAGAAGAUGCCAAGGAACUUUCAUAUGAGGUUCACAAGAGGCAGGCUGCAGAAGAGCAAUGUUCUGUAUUACAGCAGGAGUUGCAGCAGCUAUCAAACAGGGAAGCAAAGGAGAAGGAGGCAUCAACUUCUCAAAUGUCUGAAUUAGAAAUGAAGCUGCAAAAUGAAAGUCUUCAAUCCAGGCAACUGAUGCAAGAGGUACAGCGACUCCAAGGAGAGUUACAGGAAACUCAAGCUAUUUGCACUUCCUUAGAGCAGAAAGUCAAGGCUUCUGAGAAUUUGAUAAGGGAGAAAGAGGAGUUGUUGCAUCAGCAAGAUGUCCAGAUGCUUGUUCUAAAGGAUGACCUAGGAAUAAAAGAAGAGAAACUUAUUCUCUCUAUGGAUGAAGUGAUGCAUCUGAAAUCAGAAUUGGAAGAGGAGCAAAAAACAUUGCAACAAUUUCAAGCUGAGAAGGAUUCCUUCAUGAUGAGAAAUGCAGAGAUGUCACAAAAGUUAGAAUUGCUUCGACAACAUAAGGAUGAGCUUGAAAUGGAGAGAAAAGAGUGGGAAGAGAAGCAUGCAUCCACUAGUCAGAAAGGAGAGGAGUCCAGAAAGCAGAUUUCAGAUCUCCAGAGGCAGCUUGCUGAGUUGGAAAAGAGCCUUGGUGAGAAAGUUGAAACUUCUACACACAUGACUUCACUGAAGAAAACCAUAGAUGAAUUGGAAACUCAACUUACUGAGAAGAACAAGACAAUCAAGAUGCAGCAGCAGAGAAUGUCUGAGCUAAAGAAAAGCCUCCAGAAAGAAUUAAAGAUGAAGGGUCAGUUGCAUCCCCAAGGGUUCAUGAUGGGGGAUGGGAACCUGAGUGAUUCUGAUACAAGUGGAGGUGGAGGAAACACAGCCAACACCCAUCAUCCAUCCUCAGUUCCACCUCCUGCCCCACAUUCUUCCUCUCCAUUACCUCCCUUGAAUCAUCGAGUUGCCACUCUCCCUCUUCAUGAUGAUGAUGUCAACUUUCGUUACCUGAAGCAUGUGAUCCUCCGAUUCCUCACAUGCAAAGAGAGUGAGUUAACGAUACCUAAGAAGCACUCUAUGCCCCACAAACCAUGUGAAGUGCGCGAUCAUCAGGAAGACUACCGACGAGUGAAUUCCCGCUACGGCGCACCGCCUCCAUUGACGAAUGUCUUCUUCACGAAUGGGAAUGAAUGUCUUGCCUGGGAUAUGCCAGAUCCCAAAUCCGUGUUAGGCACAUUAAAGGGCCUUGCAUUGGCAAUGUUUGAAGAAGAUGACAGUGACUAUUCCUUUGAGCGUGAGCCCAAGUACAAUUAUCCACCAUCACCGAUGUCUGCAAAGCAUAUGCCUCCAGGCCACUAUCUUCAUGAACUUCCUUCAGAAGAUGAAGAAAGAAUUGGUACACUGUUCAAGCGUCUGGAUGUAAAUAACGAUGGGCGCAUCGACAUUAGUGAUCUCACAAAAGGCCUCAAAGAAAUGGGUGUACCUUAUUCAUCCAGUUCUGCCAAGGAACUACUCCAACAAGGUGAUGUCACAAAAAGUGGAGAUCUGAGCCUUGCAGAAUUCAUUCAUUAUAUGGUGGGGCAUGAGAAGAGAUUGCGACUCAUCUUCUCUCAUCUUGACCGCAAUCAGGAUGGCAAGAUAGAUCUAGAUGAGCUGAUGGUUGCCUUUCAUCAGCUUGGUGUCAAGUUAAACCAACAAGAAGCUCAGAAGCUUGUUGAAAGAAACUUCGAGAAUCUAUGUAAGAGAUAUAAGACUGAAAAUACAGCAUUGGCCCAGGAGGAGCUACCAGGUUACCCCAGGAUGGACAAGGAAGGAACACUAGAGAUCACAUUUGAAGAAUGGAGAGACUAUCUCCUCUUCCAUCCCAGUGGAGAUAUCCAUUCCAUAUUAAGUUAUUGGAGACAUUCCACGUUCCUGGACAUUGGGGAGGAUAUGAACAUCCCGGAUGACUUCACCCCUCAAGAGUUGAUGACAGGGCUGUGGUGGCGGCAUUUGGUUGCAGGAGCCAUAGCAGGAGCUGUGUCAAGAACAUGCACAGCUCCAUUAGACCGGCUCAAGGUUUUCCUUCAGGUUCAUGGCACAUCUCCCUUUGGAGGAUUCUUGGGGUGCUUAAGGCAUAUGCUGCAAGAGGGGGGAGUGCAGAGCCUUUGGAGGGGGAAUGGCAUCAAUGUGUUGAAGAUUGCUCCUGAAACAGCUUUCAAAUUCAUGGCCUAUGAGUAUGCUAAGAGGUUCAUCAAAGGGAAGUCUCAUCGGGAAAUCACAAUAGAAGAACGAUUUGUCGCUGGCUCCUUUGCUGGAACUUUCUCUCAAACUGUGAUAUAUCCUCUGGAGGUGUUGAAGACAAGACUGGCUCUGAGGAGAACAGGUCAGUACAAAGGCAUUUCAGAUGCUGCCAAGAAAAUCUUCAGGCAAGAAGGUAUGCGAAGUUUUUAUCGAGGCUAUCUUCCAAAUCUCCUUGGCAUAAUUCCAUAUGCUGGCAUUGAUCUGACAGUUUAUGAGACACUGAAGAAUGCUUACCUCAGUGGUCACACCGACAAUCCUAGUAUAUUUGUUGCCUUGGUGUGUGGAACAACUAGCAGCACUUGUGGGCAGUUGGCUUCAUACCCUCUGGCACUAGUGAGGACAAGGCUACAAGCACAAGCUGUCCUGGAUGUGGGAACUGCACAUGCUGUAACAAUGAUGAGCCUUUUCCGUACCAUCAUACAGACAGAAGGUAUGACUGGUCUUUAUCGUGGCAUCACACCAAACCUUAUGAAGGUGGUGCCUGCUGUGUCCAUCAGCUACAUGGUCUACGAAAAGUGCCGUAAUGCCCUAGGAGUACAAAUGACUGAUCCCUUGGGCUCUUUGACUCUUCUCCAUUCCUUUGCUCUCCAGUUGAACCCAAUAGUUGCAGACAAGGCAGCACUUGUGAUUGCUCGAUCAUGGAAUCCAUUCAAUGUGUACAACAAGAACGCGAGUAGCCUGGGCCCAGGUCAGAGCCUGCAUAUCAUAAUGUUUGCCUCGAGGGUCGAGUUCUAUUACGAUCUUGGGUCAAUACAAGUACUCAGAACAUUAGUCACUACACUACGACUGUCCCGCUACGCUCCACGAUGCACAAGGGUCAUGCACAUGGCACUAAUCCGGCAUAUGGAUGCAGCCAUAAGCAAUAGCACGUGGCAGGCAGAGUUGGCAUGCCAGUGCUUGUACGUCCUCCUCCAUCAUGCGCAUGCCACCUUCGUCUCAGACUAUGGUUAUCCUGAAGCCAACGUUCUGUUCGAUCCUCGGCCAAUCCAAUGGUUCGGAACUUAUUAG
Messenger RNA from Darwinula stevensoni, 6708 nucleotides. NCBI's taxonomy places the organism in Eukaryota, Metazoa, Arthropoda, Ostracoda, Podocopida, Darwinulidae. The record is from the annotation of a GenBank genome assembly.